Eptesicus fuscus (big brown bat) is the source of this 1481-nucleotide messenger RNA. RefSeq names its product coagulation factor II thrombin receptor like 2 (gene F2RL2). Gene Ontology annotation, biological process: thrombin-activated receptor signaling pathway; positive regulation of Rho protein signal transduction; blood coagulation. Lineage: Eukaryota; Metazoa; Chordata; Mammalia; Chiroptera; Vespertilionidae. Gene Ontology annotation, cellular component: membrane. Gene Ontology annotation, molecular function: thrombin-activated receptor activity. The transcript has 2 exons. The coding region runs from base 135 to 1265 and encodes 376 amino acids. The record is from RefSeq and is a predicted model, not a curated record.
UGCCUGCGGAGCACAGGAGCACAGUUCACAGAGCACGGCUCCCAUUAGCUGUUACCACAUGGAACUGGGGUGAAACCGUGCUCCCUAAUUUUAUACAUUGGUAACAUUUGGGAAACAGGACGCAGGGGGUCAAAAUGAAAGCUCUCAUCUUUGCAGCUGCUGGAGCCAUGCUUCUGUCACCCACGUUCUGUCAGAGCGGUAUGGAAAAUGAUGCAGAUGACUUGGCAGAGCCAACACUUUCUAUUAAGACCUUUCGUGGAGCUCCCACAGAUGUUUUUGAAGAGUUCCCCCUUUCUGCCAUCGAAGGCUGGACAGGAAGCACAACUGUAAAAAUAAAGUGCCCUGAAGAAAGUGUUUCAAAUCUCCAUGUGAAUAAUGCUACCAUGGGGUAUCUGAGAAGCUCCUUAAGUACCAAACUGAUACCUGCCAUCUACAUCCUGGUGUUCGCAGUGGGUGUGCCAGCCAACGCUGUGACCUUGUGGAUGCUCUUCUUCAGGACCAGAUCCAUCUGUACGACCACCUUCUAUAUCAACCUGGCCACUGCAGACUUUCUUUUCUGUGCCACACUGCCCUUUAAAAUAGCUUACCAUCUCAAUGGAAACAACUGGGUAUUUGGAGAGGUCAUGUGCCGGGCCACCACAGUCAUCUUUUAUGGCAACAUGUACUGCUCCAUUCUGAUCCUCGCCUGCAUCAGCAUCAGCCGCUAUCUAGCCAUUGUCCAUCCUUUUACUUACCGGAGGCUGCCCAAGCGCACCUAUGCCUUGGUAACAUGUGGAUUGGUGUGGGCAACAGUUUUCUUGUACAUGCUGCCAUUUUUCAUUCUGAAGCAAGAGUAUUAUCUUGUCCACAGGGACAUCACCACCUGCCAUGAUGUCCACAACGCAUGCGAGUCUUCAUCUCUCUUCCAACUCUACUACUUCAUCUCCUUGGCAUUCUUUGGAUUCUUAAUUCCAUUUGUGGUCAUUAUCUACUGCUACACAGUCAUCAUUCGGACUCUUAAUGCAUAUGAUCACAGGUGGUUGUGGUAUGUUAAGACGAGUCUCCUCAUUCUUGUGAUUUUUACCAUUUGCUUUGCUCCCAGCAAUAUUAUACUUAUUAUUCACCAUGCCAACUACUACUACAACACCGACGGCUUAUACUUUAUCUAUCUCAUAGCUUUGUGCCUUGGUAGUCUGAAUAGUUGCUUAGAUCCAUUCCUUUAUUUUCUCAUGUCAAAAAUCACAGAUCAGUCCACAGCUUAUCUCACAAUAGUGAAAUCACCUUAGAGAACAAUGGAAGCUACCUGUGAAAACACACAUGCUUGGGACCACAUGUGCGUUAAGUGCAAGGAGCUCCAUUCUCUAGCUCCCUUUAGAAGCUCCGAAGAUACAGUGCUUCAAAAACAACACUAUCAAUAUUUUAAGAACACCAAUGCAGGAGAAAAGAUAUCACCACUCUCUUUAUGGCAGUAGAUACAUUUACCUGACUGGCACGUUAAGCUC